UAAUAGGAGCGACACCUGACGAGCAGAUUAGGAUUUGGAUUCACCAUCGAAGUUCGAUAUAGAUCAACCAUUUAGGGUUCGAAUUGCUCGAGUCCCUCUCCUCCCAUUCGAUCACUCUCGUUCUCCGCUCCCACGGCGCUAACGUAUGCCCUCUUCUCCCUCCUCUCGUUCUCCUCCGAUACCCCUCUCGUCUUGGAAUAACCUUUUCCUUCUUGGGGAUCCAGGGUACCAAAUCGGGUUCCCAUCGGCAUGUAAUCAACUCGCUUCAUAAACGAAGAAAACGAAACCUUAUCGAAAUCCAAUUCCAAGAGAGGAGAGAUGGCGAGCAACAACGGAGAACCGAGCUCUGCCCCGCAGAUGGACAGAUGGUACAACAUCAGAUUGGGCUCCUCCUUCAAGGAUCCUUCCUCCACCAAAUUCUGCACGCUUCGAUAUGAAUUUAAGCCAGCCUCAAUUGAUAAAAGCCAAGCGGGAUCACUGCAUAAGAGUAAGGAGAACAGGGUCACUGUGGAAUUCCACAACAAUCAGCCUGGGAAGCCAAAGGUGACCUUCGAGGGAAGCAGUGAAGACUGCAAGGACAAUGAUGGGGUCUUAUUUUUUGAUGGGGAGACCUUUCGGUUAGAGAGAUUACAUCGUGCUGUGAAGAGAUUGAGGCAUGUUCGGCUGCCUGGGGAGUCUGCUGCUGCAGCUAAUAUGAUAUCUGCAGCUUCAACUGGAACAAGCAUAGAGUCUCGUUCUCCUCCACUUGGAAAGAUUGCAAAACCACAGACAUUGGGCAAAAAUAUAAUGCAUUCAGUGCCUGUUGAGGUAGAACGAAUUGAUAUUGGUGAGCCAGAAAGCCCAGGUCCAAAACCCACAAAUAAGAGCACCAGCCAGCAAUCUAUUCCUCCAAAUUCAUCAUCGAUGUCCCCUGAUCCAAAAUCUUAUGAACCAGAGGAGAACCUGGAUAUACUCGGCGAUGAUGACAGAGGGACACCAAAUAAGACAAGUGCUGGAGGACCGACAGCGGCUGUUGGGUUUGAUAUCAACAUUCCAAGUCAGAAUGAAACUGAUGAUGAGAUUGCAGAUGUGGAUGUAAGUGAUGAAGCAGAUGAGGGGCCCAAUGCUGCUGAAGCUCUGCGAGCUCAGGUGAAUGCAGAGGAGGAACAGCAACAGCAGGAGACCUCCAGCUCCAGCAGCAGCAGCGGAAGUGGCAGCAGUGGUAGUGGCAGUGGGAGUGGGAGCAGCAGCAGUGAUAGCGAUGGCAGCGAUGAUGACUCGGCUAGUUCUGGUGGUGAUAUUGAAAUUUGAGAACCAUUCAGGCUUGAUAGCAUCUUGGUGGAUAUCGUCAGGUGUGGCAAAUGGAAAUUGUGGGUUUGUGAGAUUACGAGCACUUCGAGCAACACCGACUACAUAAUUGGCCUUCUUUACCUUUACAUGAGUGUGGAAUUACAAUGUCUUUCGCCUUGUCAGUAAUCUGUGCAGCUAUCACUGUCAUUCACCUUGUCGGUAAUCUGUGCAGCUGUUGUAAUCUGUUACCAAAAAAACCUCCUGGAUAAGCCAAUCCUGACCAAUGACAAACUAAAAAUAAAAACAGAAAAAAGGUUCGCUCUCU
Molecule: messenger RNA, 1594 nt
Organism: Elaeis guineensis (African oil palm)
Lineage: Eukaryota; Viridiplantae; Streptophyta; Magnoliopsida; Arecales; Arecaceae
Biological process (GO): transcription elongation by RNA polymerase II
Cellular component (GO): super elongation complex
Molecular function (GO): transcription elongation factor activity
Source: RefSeq, a predicted model, not a curated record